AUGAGCAACGGUAGCGCUAAUGAGCUUCUGUCUGCGACAUCUUGUCCCUCACUUUCGCCCUCGCCUUCCCCGUAUCCACGAUCUGUCAUUUCAGAGCAAGACUUUGAUUUCUGCGACCCACGCAACCUCACUGUUGGCUCUGGAGCUUCCCCAAACCCUCCUGCAAUCAAGACAUCCGCUUGUAUCGAAUUCCCUUCAUUGCCCACUCUGUGCGCAGGCGACGACGAAGAACACAGGUACAUGCUAGCGGGUGAGACAUUUAGCAAGGCUGCCGAGAUUCACGCGAGAACAUUCAAUUUCUCCACGUCAACCUCUCAACACGGGCUGCCAACCUUCGACCAAUUCUCUGAUCUCGACUCCGAGGAGGAUUUCGUCAACGGCCUCGUCAACUUUCCCUCAACCGACAACGUCCAGUUCUUCGGCACCAAGAGGCAACGCACCUGUUCUGGCUCAGACCUUGUCUCCCUUGACCACGAGCCUUUCAUCAGCGAGGACGACUUCGAAGACUUCGAGGAUUUCGAGGUAUCCGAGCAAUUCGCUGCCGCUUGCCUCCCAAGCCCACCUGCAUCGGGCUCAGAGACUGAGGUCAAGAAGGAGAAGCGUAACAAGAAGUCCAAGAAGGCCCACUGCGACGAGGACAGCUCCGAGUUUGACAACCUUGUUAGAUCUCGAAAGUACACCGUGCCAAUGAACGCCGCCAGCGGAGCUCCAGCUGAGGAGACUGCCACCGAGCAACAAUCCACCGCCGCGAGCCAAUCUGGUUCAUCCGAGACUAAUGGUGCUAAUAACACCGGUACUGGAUCUGAUGCCGGCAACACACCCAAGCAGCCAUCUGUCAACCGCCGUGGCCGAAAGCAAUCUCUUACCGAAGACCCCUCGAAGACCUUUGUUUGUGAGAUCUGCAACCGCCGCUUCAGACGCCAGGAACACUUGAAGAGGCACUACCGCUCCCUCCACACUGGUGACAAGCCAUUCGAAUGCCAUGAAUGCGGCAAGAAGUUCUCCCGCAGUGACAACCUGUCCCAACACGCUCGCACUCACGGUAGUGGUGCAAUCGUUAUGGGUGUUCUUGAGGAUGGUGAGCUACCUAGCGACCACCCGGAAUCAGCCAGCGAAGGCGAGCAAGUCAAUACGAUGGGCAACAUCCUCUUCCGGGUUGCAGCUGGUAUCUCUGGCAGCGAUACCGAUCCGUCAUCGGACGGCAGCACUGACAACGACAGCCAAGGUCGUAAGAAGCGCAAGCGUUCUGAAUAA
Messenger RNA from Cadophora gregata, 1254 nucleotides. RefSeq lists its product as uncharacterized. The transcript has a single exon. Bases 1 to 1254 code for a protein of 417 amino acids. Gene Ontology annotation, cellular component: chromatin. Gene Ontology annotation, biological process: regulation of transcription by RNA polymerase II. The record is from RefSeq and is a predicted model, not a curated record. Gene Ontology annotation, molecular function: DNA-binding transcription factor activity, RNA polymerase II-specific; RNA polymerase II cis-regulatory region sequence-specific DNA binding. Lineage: Eukaryota; Fungi; Ascomycota; Leotiomycetes; Helotiales; Ploettnerulaceae.